UGCUGCUGUCUCGUGGUUCACCAUGGCCCAGAACCAGGUGAUUUUGCAGUUCCGCUUUGCCACUUUUGGGGACUCCAUGCUGCACAAGAUGAACCUCCUCCGUCAUCAGAGACGCUUUUGUGAUGUCAUGGUGCGCAUCAACCAGCUGGAGGUUCCCGGUCACAAGGUGGUGUUUGCUGCCGGCUCGUCUUUCCUGAGGGACAAGUUCAUCCUUCAGCAGGACUCAAAGGAGGUCCAGAUCUCCAUGGUGCAAGAGGCAGAAGUUGGCCGGCAGCUGUUGCUGUCCUGCUACACAGGUCAGCUGGAGUUUCCAGAGCUGGAGCUGGUGCAUUACCUCACAGUGGCCAGCUUCCUCCAAAUGGGCCACAUUGUGGAGCAGUGCACUCAAGCUCUUAGCAAGUUCAUCAAACCUCAAGCCUCACGCCAGCUUGAGGUGGACGAGGACAUAAAGCGUUUGAAGAGGGACGAGAGCUUCUCCUUUCAGUCAAAGAGAGAUCCUCCUGAGCACUCUCAUGUUCAGACCAUUCCUGAGGGAGAGGAAGAGGUGGUGCUGGACCAGGUUGAAGGAGACAAUAAUGUUGACAGUGACGAUGAUGAUGACGACAACGAAGAUGACGAUGAAGACGACGAUGAUGAUGAUGUAAUAAUACAGCCCGAGAGCCCUGCUCAGAUUGUGAGGAGGCAUCCGAGGCAGAGUAUGGUGAAAGGUGACAUCACCAUAGUGAAGGUGGAGUCUGUGUCCGAUGCUGCAGAAAACUCCCUCAAUGCUCACUUACCUGCCAGCCCCCCUGCAGCGCUGCACUCUCCUGAGCCCCAACACUCCACCAUCAACUCCACCGUUGACAGCCGUGGCAGCGAGACGGCAGCUCCUCCUGGUGUGGGUGGAUACCUCCUCAACCUCCCGUCCCUGUCCCCUCCUACAGAGAAAUACAGCGUACACCAGAGAAAUUAUGACAAGCCGCUGCAGUGGUAUCACCAGUGCCCCAAGUGUGCCCGGGUCUUCCGUCAGCUGGAGAACUACGCCAACCACCUCAAGAUGCACAAACUGUUCAUGUGCCUCCUCUGCGGCAAAACCUUCACUCAGAAGGGCAACCUGCACCGACACAUGCGUGUGCACGCUGGCAUUAAGCCGUUCCAGUGUAAAAUCUGCGGCAAGACUUUCACCCAGAAGUGUUCCUUGUUGGAUCACCUCAACUUGCACAGCGGGGACAAGCCCCACCGGUGUAACUACUGCGACAUGGUGUUCGCUCACAAGCCAGUGCUACGUAAACACCUCAAACAGAUCCACGGCAAGAACAGCUUCGACAACGCAAAUGAAGGCAGCCUGCACGAGGGCGCGCUCGAGUUAGAUUUUGGACAAAUGUUAAAAUCCUGAACUGUUUCUUUUUUUUUUUUUGCUGUUUGACAUCGUGAGAUGACGUGUGGGACUUGUCGUUACA
Molecule: messenger RNA, 1439 nt
Organism: Nematolebias whitei (Rio pearlfish)
Lineage: Eukaryota; Metazoa; Chordata; Actinopteri; Cyprinodontiformes; Rivulidae
Gene: zbtb26
Product: zinc finger and BTB domain containing 26
Exons: 1
Coding region: 23-1375 (450 amino acids)
Biological process (GO): regulation of transcription by RNA polymerase II
Cellular component (GO): nucleus
Molecular function (GO): DNA-binding transcription factor activity, RNA polymerase II-specific; RNA polymerase II cis-regulatory region sequence-specific DNA binding; protein binding
Source: RefSeq, a predicted model, not a curated record